CAAAGCUCGUCUUUUCUUCCAAAAAACAUCAGUGGUCUCAAACUGAUAAGAAACUCUAAGACGACACUGUCCUAUGUGGGCUUCUUGGAUCCACUCAAUGGAGAACUCCCAUUUGUGUGGUCCGUGAAAGGAGAAACUUCUCAACUUAGAAACCCGUUCGACAUCUUUCAUUCUUUUUUGUUCUUUCAAGUUUUCUACCGGAACUUUGUUUUAUGGUUUUCUUUGUUUCAUUCUUGCUGGUUGUUUGGCUUAUGGGAAACUGAACGAGAUUUGCUAUCUGGGUUUUGAUUUGGAAGUGAAAUUUCGAAUCUUUUUUGCUUUCUGGUUCUCGUUGAGAAAUGAUGUCAAUGACAUGCCACAGCCUUGAUUUUGGGAGGACUGUGUUUGAUUUGGCGGCUUGUGGAUGCUCUUCGAAUGCUUCAGUGAAUAGGUGUUCAGUGAGGAAUUAUGCCAAGUCAGUUUCUAGGAGUUGUAAUAGAGACUGUGCCGCUGGAAGAUUGCUUUGUUACCGGAAGGAUUUUGCUCGGUGUCGGGUUUCUUCGACCAAGACUCCCGAGACUCUGCUUAAGGGAGUUACUCAAGGUCCGGCAGCACUGGUGAAUUUGAAGGAGUCAAGAGGUCCAAUUUCAUUGAUAAAUGUUUUUGAAGUGGUUGCUGAUGAUCUCCAGACUCUUAACCAAAACCUCCUGUCGAUUGUUGGUGCAGAAAACCCAGUUUUAAUGUCUGCAGCUGAUCAGAUAUUUGGUGCUGGUGGGAAGAGGAUGCGACCGGCAUUGGUAUUCCUAGUUUCAAGAGCCACAGCAGAAAUAAUGGGGUUAAAGGAACUUACUACAAAACACCGGCGCUUAGCAGAGAUCAUUGAGAUGAUCCAUACUGCAAGCUUAAUACAUGAUGAUGUACUAGAUGAAAGUGACAUGCGUAGAGGAAAACAAACAGUUCAUCAACUGUAUGGCACAAGGGUGGCAGUACUGGCAGGGGAUUUCAUGUUUGCUCAGUCCUCUUGGUACCUAGCAAAUCUUGAAAAUAUCGAAGUCAUUAAGCUUAUCAGCCAGGUUAUUAAGGAUUUUGCAAGUGGUGAAAUAAAGCAAGCAUCUAGUUUGUUUGACUGUGAUGUUGAGCUCGAGGAGUAUUUGAUCAAGAGCUAUUACAAAACUGCCUCUUUAAUAGCUGCUAGUACUAAAGGAGCUGCUAUUUUUAGUGGGGUGGAAAGUAGUGUUGCUGAACAAAUGUAUGAAUAUGGUAAGAAUCUUGGUCUGUCCUUCCAAGUUGUUGAUGACAUACUGGAUUUUACGCAGUCAGCCGAGCAGCUGGGGAAGCCAGCUGGGAGCGACUUGGCAAAAGGGAACCUGACAGCACCUGUAAUAUUUGCUCUGGAGAAAGAACCAAAACUGAGAGAAAUCAUCGACUCCGAAUUCUGUGAGCCUGGCUCUCUGGAUGAAGCAGUUAAGUUGGUUAAGCAAUGUGGAGGAAUAGAAAGAGCACAAGAAUUAGCCAAGGAGAAAGCAUCACUUGCAAUCCAGAAUCUGAGUUGUCUUCCUCGGGCUGCAUUUCGAUCGGCGCUAGAGGAAAUGGUGUUGUACAAUCUCGAACGGAUUGAUUAGUCAGAUAUACGUUGUCGUGCAAGAAGAUACUGCUUGAUAGGAAACAAAUAACAGGUAAGCAUUACAAGGCAUACACAGGAGCAGCUUGAUGAGAAUCCUGUAUCAGUACAGCAAAAUUGGUUUUCAGCAAAAUAGGCAAAGUCCCAUUGAAGAGAAGCUGCUGGAGACUGGUUGUGUAUUAGUUGAAGUAUUGAACUAUGAUUCAGAUCGUAAUAUUGUGUAUUCAAUUACAAUGGUUUAUCUUGAAACUGGUCCAGAGAAAAAUAAAACUGCAAAUUUUCUGCUA
Molecule: messenger RNA, 1887 nt
Organism: Manihot esculenta (cassava)
Lineage: Eukaryota; Viridiplantae; Streptophyta; Magnoliopsida; Malpighiales; Euphorbiaceae
Product: solanesyl diphosphate synthase 2, chloroplastic
Exons: 6
Coding region: 339-1601 (420 amino acids)
Biological process (GO): plastoquinone biosynthetic process; isoprenoid biosynthetic process
Cellular component (GO): chloroplast
Molecular function (GO): prenyltransferase activity
Source: RefSeq, a predicted model, not a curated record